This is a messenger RNA of Lolium perenne, 2033 nucleotides long. Its product is annotated as allene oxide synthase 1, chloroplastic. NCBI's taxonomy places the organism in Eukaryota, Viridiplantae, Streptophyta, Magnoliopsida, Poales, Poaceae. Gene Ontology annotation, biological process: sterol metabolic process. Gene Ontology annotation, molecular function: heme binding; iron ion binding; oxidoreductase activity, acting on paired donors, with incorporation or reduction of molecular oxygen. The record is from RefSeq and is a predicted model, not a curated record.
CCCAGUUAUUAUACCCACCACACCGACUACCGAGCACCGCCGUGGACUCUGCUCAAGCAGCCCGCCGUAACAGUAGACUUCUGCCUGCCUGCUCGAUCAAAGAAAGAAGAUGGCCACGGCGGCGGCCUCCCAGCUCUCCUUCUCGUCCCCGAUCGCCGCCCGCGGCCGGCGGCAGACCCGCGCGUCGGCGUCCGCGACGGACCGGCACGAGGUGGUGUCCCCGAAGCUGCGGCUGCCGCUGCGCAAGGUGCCGGGCGACCACGGCCCGCCGCUGCUGGGCGCGCUCAAGGACCGGCUCGAGUACUUCUACGGGCCCGGCGGCCGCGACGGCUUCUUCGCGUCCCGCGUCCGCGCGCACCGCUCCACGGUGGUGCGCCUCAACAUGCCGCCGGGCCCCUUCGUGGCCAAGGACCCGCGCGUGGUGGCGCUCCUGGACGCCGCCUCCUUCCCUGUCCUCUUCGACACCUCCCUCGUCGACAAGACGGACCUCUUCACCGGCACCUUCAUGCCCUCCACCGACCUCACCGGCGGCUACCGCGUGCUCUCCUACGUCGACCCCGCCGAGCCCAGCCACGCGCCGCUCAAGUCCCUCCUCUUCCACCUCCUCACCCACCGCCGCCACCACGUCAUCCCGGCCUUCCGCGACGUCUACGGCGACCUCUUCGGCCUCAUGGAGAACGACCUAGCGCGGGCCGGCAAGUCCGACUUCGGCGCGCACAACGACGACGCCGCCUUCGGCUUCCUCUGCCAGGCGCUCCUCGGCCGCGACCCCCUCGACUCGCCGCUCCGCGACCAGGGCCCCAAGCUCAUCACCAAGUGGGUCCUCUUCCAGAUCAGCCCGCUGCUCAGCCUCGGCCUGCCCACCCUCCUCGAGGACGGCCUCCUCCACACCUUCCGCCUCCCGCCCGCGCUCGUCAGCAAGGACUACGGCCGCCUCGCGGACUUCUUCCGCGACGCCGGGAAGGACGUCAUCGACGAGGGCGAGCGGCGCGGGAUCGCGCGCGAGGAGGCCCUGCACAACAUCAUCUUCGCCAUGUGCUUCAACUCCUUCGGCGGCAUGAAGAUCCUCUUCCCGUCCAUGGUCAAGUGGCUGGGCCGCGCGGGGGGCCGCACGCACGGCCGCCUCGCCACCGAGGUGCGCGCGGCGGUGCGCGCCAACGGCGGCGAGAUCACGAUGCAGGCGCUGGCGGAGAUGCCGCUGGUCAAGUCGGCGGUGUACGAGGCGCUGCGGAUCGAGCCGCCCGUCGCGAUGCAGUACGGCCGGGCCAAGCGGGACAUGGUGGUGGAGAGCCACGACUACGGCUACGAGGUAAGGGAAGGGGAGCUGCUCUUCGGCUACCAGCCCAUGGCCACCAAGGACCCGCGCGUCUUCUCCCGCCCCGACGACUACGUCCCCGACAGGUUCCUCGGCGAGGACGGCGCGCGGCUGCUCCGCCACGUCGUCUGGUCCAACGGGCCGGAGACGGCGUCGCCGUCGCUGCAGGACAAGCAGUGCGCAGGGAAGGACUUCGUCGUGCUCAUCGCGCGCCUCCUCGUCGCCGAGAUCUUCCUCCGAUACGACUCCUUCGACGUCCAGGUCGGCUCCGGGCCGCUCGGCUCGUCGGUCACCGUCACCUCGCUCAAGAAGGCCACCUUCUGAUCUAGCAAGAGCUCUGACCCACCCACGGUCGUCAAAGCCGCCAGUGCCUCUCCACGUGUACUUAUUUCGCUAUUAAUUUGUACCAUGCAAGUGAUAGGAAGACCACCUUCUGAUCUACGAAGAGCUUGAUUCGUAAAAAAAAAAAUUAAAAAAAAAAUCUAGGAAGAGCUCUGACCACCGGUCAAAGCAACCAAAUUCAAAAGAAAAAUACUGCCACGUCUACUUCUUUUCUCUCUUCUCUUCUUUCUUGGUUGGUGCCAGUAUUUCACCAUGCAUGUGAUUGACUUGCAUGGAAAAUUGGAGGUGUAACAGAUAUUCUUUAUCGGGGUGUAACGGAUUGUCUUUUCUUAGUAAGGAUAAGGCAUGCCGACCUAUGGUGUCUUGUUUGUGGUAA